This is a messenger RNA of Cynara cardunculus var. scolymus (artichoke), 516 nucleotides long. RefSeq lists its product as uncharacterized. Bases 1 to 516 code for a protein of 171 amino acids. The transcript has 2 exons. The record is from RefSeq and is a predicted model, not a curated record. NCBI's taxonomy places the organism in Eukaryota, Viridiplantae, Streptophyta, Magnoliopsida, Asterales, Asteraceae.
AUGGCACCUUUUGAGGCGUUGUACGGACGAAAAUGUAGAACUCCAGUGUGUUGGCUAGAAGCGGGUGAGAAACAGUUUGCUGGUCCCGAGAUUGUUCAGGAAACGGCCGAAAAGGUAUCCUCUUGGAAAGGCAUUAUCCAUUUUGGAAAGCGUGGGAAGCUCAGCCCCCGUUAUCUCGGACCAUUUAAAGUUUUGGCUCGAGUAGGACUCCAAGCUUACAGAUUAGAAUUGCCACCUGAGAUGGCCGGGAUCCACAACACCUUUCAUGUGUGUUACCUACGUAAGUGUUUGGCCGAAGAAGAAAGUGUAAUACCACUUACGGAGAUUCGUGUGGACGAGGACAACAGAUGUGUCGAAGAACCGGAAGCCAUCCUGGAAAGAAAGACCAAAGUACUAAGGCACAAAGAGGUUGUUUUGGUUAAAGUUCAAUGGAAGCAUCAUCGAGGGUCUAACGUAACAUGGGAAGCGGAGGAAGACUUGAUUAGGCGUUACCCCCACCUUUUCUCUCGAUCUUAA